ACCUGUCCUGCUGGCACUCAUACGGCUCGUACUCUCGUGAACCGGCGGGCGCAGGCGGCGUCAAUGGAGACGUGAUAAUCGUCUUAUGCGUCCUGGACCCGAGCAGCACGGCGACGCCGGCAAGCGGACCCAGAGGCGGCGAGAGCGUGGGAAGCGGCGGCAAAACAACGGAAGCGUUCUCUACCUGAGGUUGCGAUGUCUGAUGGACCAUGUCGACUGUCAGUGACCUGCCUUAGCAGGGGCUGCAAUCCCUCGACUCCUUUGCUUCGGCGCCUAUUUGACCUGCCCACCACGGUCCUCAAAGAUGACAUCCUGGGCUCAAUUGACGAUGGUGUCUAUUACGAGGAUGCCACAUCCAGCUACCACGUGGAGGUCACACCUUCGAGAAGUGUUGCUUCCACGCUAGAAGACAUCAUAAACCACUGGAAAGACCCCAAAGAGAUCAAGCUCUUGUGUGGUACAGUUCCUGGAUGGUGGCUGUCAUGGCCCCAGCUAGUCGACUCAACCACGAAUGAACAUGACGACCUGAAAUUUGCAAGCUUCUCUCUCGGCUCUUUUGUGGGCAUGGGAACGUAUGUUGAACACUACUGUUCAUCGCCAAGGGAGCUUAAGGAACCAGUAAAAGCAAGGACCAAACUAGCUAACCAGCAUCCGGCAUCUUCGUCUUCCAACAAGAAACAGCCGUAUCGCAUAACACAGUGCAUGGCCCACUUUGCCCACUAUCGCCAAAGGCUGUACAUCUACUUUGUUGAUGUCAAGGAGCCACUGGUCAAGCAGGAGCAGAAUGGUGAGACACAUGCUCGCCACCGCUUCAUAAUUGAGUACUCUUCCGUGAGGCACGUAGUUGUGUGCAAGAACCCUGAUGGUGGAAGCAACGACUUGCUGGUGUACUUGCACCUUGUCCACCCGCCCCUUCUCUACAGGGUUCACGAGACCCACCGGCCAGAAAACCAGGACCAUGACGACGAGUGCGACCCGCGCAAGCCAAAAUACGUGGAGCAGCACUGCAUUAGUGAACGAACGAGGUGGGUCCGCACGGUGGACUUUGGCAAGCACAAGACAAAGUGUGACAGUAAGACAUUAGGCUUCUGUCGUGUCAUGGCUCUCUCAUUUUCAUCAUCAUGUCACCGCGUCCUGGAAGCGCUGUCCUGCCUGGGUACACUGAGCACAACUACGAGUCUAUAUUACGGUGCGGUAGAUCUAAAGGCGAGGAACAGCAAGGGGAUUGGGGAAGCAGACAAGGAGCUGCAUGUCGAGGACCUGUCAUUUGGCUGCGGAUUUGCUCUGGCUGCCGUUUGGAGAUCGUCAGCCCAGGUGGCUGAUGAGUUGCUGAUAAGUGGGUCCAAGACACAGGUUACAGAAGCAUUAAAACGGAUGGACCUGGAGGACCCUGCAGCCUUGGAAGAGGCACUGUAUGCAUUGCAGCAGUCGCUUGACAAGGGCCGAUUUGUCUCCUUCCAGGUGGGCCUGGAGGCAAUGUACGAACGGUACAAGUUGAUGCGCCAGCGGUCCGGCGAACUGACCGGUGGUGUACUGGGGCAGGAGCUCCCAGAGCAUGUGUGCCUGGUGCGGCGAGCGGUGCUGACGCCCACGCGUCUUCUGCCAUUGCCUCCGCAACCAAUCAGCACAAGUCGCAUCCUCCAACACUUCGAGCCCGAGCACGCACUUCGCUUGCUGAUACGUGAUGAGGACGGCUCCAAGAUGUCAUUCUCACUGGGCAUUCAGCGUGCACAUUUUCUGUUCACCUACACACGGCCCAGGCUGCUCGACGGCUUCACUAUUGCCGGCCGCAAGUUCAUGUUCUUGGCAUCAUCCACGAGUCAGCUACGCAGCCACGGUGCAUGGUUCUACUCGGUCGAUUCACAAGGCCGUUCAGCAGAUGAUGUGAGGAGCGCGCUGGGUGACUUGUCCCGUCUACGUGUGCCUUCCAAGUACAUGGCGCGGUUGGGGCUAGCAUUCUCUCAGUCGCUGGGCAGGAUCCAUGUCCCCCGUGAGUGCACCGACGUCGAGCCGGAUAUAGAGUGCAAAGGCCCGCGCAAGAAUCUGGACUAUGUCUUCUCGGACGGUGUCGGACGCAUUUCUACGGCUCUUCUCACCAGGGUCCACAGAGUUCUUCCGCAAGAGGGCCAACCAAGCGCCAUUCAGAUUCGGUACGGUGGUUGCAAAGGAAUGCUGGUCGAAGAUCCAACACUGGAAGGCGAGCGUAUAAUCUUCAGAAAAAGCAUGUUCAAGCAUCCUUCUGACAGCGAGGACCUCUUUAUUCUGAAGACCAGCAGGCCGCGUUCCGUGAAGCUCAACCGCCCCAUGAUCACUAUCCUGAGCCAGAAGAAGACGCGUGGUAAUCUGCGCAGCAUCGAGGACUCUGUCUUCCUCAGGAUGCAGCAGGACUGUCUGGCCCCCUACAUUGACAGCCUCUUUGAGGACACUGCAGCUGCACGUCUGCUGCACGAAGAGUGCGCGCUGCGGCUGCCCUACAAGGACCUUGCGAAAGCGGGGCUGGAUCUGCAUGCCGAGCCCUUCUUCCGUUCCCUCCUCUGGACCUUGCACCAGCGGUCUCUCCAGCAGCUUCGAGAAAAGGCGAGCAUUGCUGUGCCUCCUGAAUAUGGCCGCACCAUGUUUGGUGUCAUGGACGAGACCGGCACUUUGCAGUAUGGCCAAGUGUUUGUCCAGUACUCUCAGGACCUGGCGCACUAUACGCCUGAGGAUAAGUACGUUGUCCUCGAAGGCAGUGUGAUAGUGACCAAAAACCCUUGCGUCCAUGCCGGCGACAUCCGGAAGCUGCAAGCUGUAGAUGUGGCUGCACUGCACCACAUUCGUGACUGCGUAGUUUUUCCUUCUCUUGGCAGACGGCCCCACCCCAACGAGAUGGCUGGGUCUGACCUAGACGGAGAUGAGUACUCUGUCAUCUGGUACCCGCCACUCGUCUUCCACAAGAAUGAUGAACCAAUGGACUUCUAUGAUGAAGAAGCUGCAGAGAAUGAGGGCCCUGUUCAGGUGGAACACAUGGUUGACUUUGUGUGCAAGUACAUUCAGCACGAUGUCGUUGGUCUUAUCAGCAAUGCACAUCUUGCCUGGGCCGACUGGCUGCGCGAUGGCGUAAAGUCAAACAUGUGCAAAACUCUGGCUCGCAAAGUGUCGCGUGCCGUUGACUUUGCCAAACUGGGACGGCCCGAGAGCCUCUUGAUGAGUGAGAAGCCGGCUGCUUAUCCGGAUUUCAUGCAGAAGCACAGUGAGAAGGACACGUACCUCUCCCGGAAUGUGCUCGGCAAACUUUACCGCAAGCUGGGUGGAAUGGUUUUGGACAGCGUGGGACCCGUGGCUGAUGUGCAGCCCGACUCUCGGCUAAUCAUUGAGGGUCACGAGGAGCACAUGGAAGCGGCAGGGCAAGCGCUGGCAAAGUACCGGCUGCGGAUUCGAUCGCUUCUGGCUACAUAUGGCAUUGCAUCGGAGAUCGAGGCACUCUCUGGCGCUGUGAUGACCAUGGAUCCUCGGAUCUCGGAGAAGCACGACCAUACAGACGUGGCUGUGGUUGUGGAAUGCCAGGUGAAGCACAUAAUGGCGCGCACGCGUGCCGACUUUCUUGAAGGCAUCUGCAGUGACUACAAAGAGGCAAAGUGUCGUGCAUCUGCCUGGUAUCGUUGCGCCUACGAACAAGGUGCGCAGGCUGAAGGCUUUGCCUGGUGUGUGGCAGAGGAGCUUUGCAACAUUCUGCAGUGCGCAGCUCCAACCAAAGGACCCGCACGGGGAAGCAUACGAGACCGUGUGACCCAUGCGCUGACUCCACGGAGUGACCAAGUGGACAUUCCAUUUCAGACUGCCCUUUUGAACAAUGCCCUUAAGCUUCUGAUUCGCUGGCUCAAGAGCAACAAAGAAAUGCUUUGGGACACCGACAAGGCAGCUGCACCACCCUAUGUGAAACACGUGACACGCGUGCUGCAGAAAACCCUGGAGCAGCUCGAAAAGAACUUCGGCCUCGCGCGAGUCCAAAAGCAGCCUAGCGUGGUGCUUGUUAAUGUCCUGAAGAACUUAGUACUCUGUGCACAGUCUAAAAGUGGAAAGCCUGAGUGUGCUUUGGCUGACCUGGCUGAUCGGACGCUCCACAGGCUUCUCUAUCCUGGCAAGGUGAAAGACGAUCUUCCUUUAGAGUCCGUGACACCCGUGGGGCCGACGCGGACACAGGUUGUGCUUCUGCCGAUGCGGGAUGAUGACGACUUCUUUCUGGCGAUCGUGCGGCAGCAAGAGCGGUUCAAGAGCCUGUUGCUACACUGGAUGCAGCUCGAGAAGGUGCAAGUUAUGACCUGGCAGGAUGCCCGUGACGAUUGGUUCUUCAAGCUCAUGGUCACCGGAAGCCCUUGGGCCCUUGAUAGGCUAAAGCAAACGAUAAUCCAUGAAGGAUUCCAUGAGGAGCUGAAGAGAAUCCUCUUGGACCAAGAGGAUAUUGUUGAAGAGAAGCAGUGUUGAACUGUUCGUUAAUGAAUUUCACGACAGGGCUGGUUUUUACAGUGGAGGUACAAUGAGUUGUGUGGAGCUAUAGGGUGGUGUGCAUAGCCGGUAAAGGAGUGCCUUUAGUAUGGAAGAUAUACCUUCUAAUCUAAAGUUAAUAAUUUAUGAGUUAUUUCCAUAAAAAGUUCAAGAGAAACCUCUUGCACAAAGCGGAUAUCAUAAAGUGAAGCUUUGUUGAGCUGUUGAAUUUUGCAGUGCGGCCGUGGUUUGAUGAAGGGGAGGUACAGCGGUUCUAUUGUGUAGAGCUAUAGUAGUGUGUGCGUAGCUAGUAAAGGGGUGCAUUCAGUAUGGGAGUUGCAAGUUCUCUUGUGAAGUUAACCAUUUGUUGUUUGUCAAACCAACACAAACAUGGCAUACAGCAAGGUUUAGUUUCAUGUGGUGGAGGCAGGCAAGUGAAAGAAAUGUCAAUUGCUUGGCCUUGUUUAAUUUUAUAGAGGCAUGCUACUUGUUAUCAAAUCUGGUGUGCGUUAAAAUUCGGUAAAUACUGUAUUAUAGUUGCACAAGUGUAGAUUUUAUGCUUAUUGUUAGUGCCAGUUGGAAAAAGAAUAUUUGAAACCACACUCCUCCAGGUGUUUUUGUUUGAAUUAUACAUAUUUGUUUUUAAAUCACCUUUGGCAGGUCGCACAGUUCGGAUGCUUCAGCUGGAUUAGUCCAAGAGGUGGACAUUACUUGCACAAUAAGUUGAAAUGCACAUUCAACUAAUUAACAGUUCCACUAAUUAAAUUAACUAAUUUAAGACACUUUAUUUAGUAUAUUUUUAAUUUUUUUAUUUUGCAAAUGUCUGCCUCUUGGAGCAAUCCAGUUUAAGGAAUAGAAUUGUGCAAUCUGCCGCAGGAAAGUAAAAAAAAAAGGAAAUUUUGUAUAGUCUUCUGUAUAGAAUUCUGUAAAUUCUGUAGGAAAUUCUGUAUACAGUUUUCUUCUUUAACUCUUUCCUUACUGCCAGAAAAGUUCUCAUUUUCGGUGCUUUUAUGUUCUAACAUUUAGUUCAAGACAUAUUCGCUGCAACAUAUACCAUGAUAUAUAAAUUUUAGCCUAAUCGUUGCGGUUUUCAUGGAAAUAAAGUAAACAUAUUGCUUUUUUGAGGAUUCUUUCUUUAUUGAUGUAUUUAGGACCAUAUAAGAAUUGUCCUAGGGGGCACAGCUAAAGGCAGAACAUUGCCUGACUCACAUUGAAAUUUCACACAUGGCAAUGUGUGAAAUUUCAAAGCACCACCUCAAAAUGCAUAAAUGAAAAGAAUAAUUUACGAUUUAUACUGAAAGUACAGGGAGUAAUGGAAAAAAGGGGUCUGAAAUAUAUGCGCCUUGCUCCUGGUUUCCAACUUCUCCAAGUUAGGCCAUGCGAAAAAUAUUUGCACCUUCGGGAGCCUGAAAAUUAGCCAUAGUGAUGCCCGUACUAUUCGAGGAAAGGCUGUGGCAGCUCCUGUGUCUUCACUGCUGCUGUCAUUUAAAAAUUAUGUAGCCAAGUCAAUCGAAGCGCAGAUUUCGCAUCGUUUGAUUGGCAAAUUGCUGGGAGCACUGGCGGCCAGUUUCGACGAUACCUCCCAAUUAAUAUCUUUUUUGGACUCCAUUGUGCCGUAAAUUGCCACAUCUCAGCCUAUCGCCAAAGCAUGGCAAUGCUCUUGGAAGAGUUCCAAUGGAAAUGUUUAAUGUUUUGGAAAGCUGUCGAUAAAAUUAAUGUAUAUAUAUAUAUUUUUUUUUGGGGGGGGGGGCUUGGUAAGGAAAGAGUUAACCUGUGCUGAGCUCAACUGCCAAAGUGACUUGAGCUCUGUGCGAAAGUCAACCUAUAUAUGUUUUUGGGGUACCACACAUGUGUUGCCAGGUGCAAUUCUGAGCAUAGCAGAAGUUAUUCUGGCCACAUUAUUCUGGUACUUGUGCUUAAUGGCCUGUUCUGCGGAGAUGUGCGCAGCGCAGGUAAUUUCCAUAAGGAUGGUGUUGCAAUAGUGAAACAUUCUACGUGUCUAAAGCUUUAAUUGCCUUGUGCAAUUAUUUCUCGCUGUGAUGGUAAUAUUUUCAAUGCGAGUUGUCAAAAGCCUCCUCUUGCAUUAUAGCUGUCCUAGGGCAGUAUUUUGUAGCGAUGCCUUAUGACUUAUUCUAUACUAGUCUUAUCAUCCACCUCUCAUGGCUGGCUGAUCCCGUUGAUAACACGAGCGGACUGUGGCUCUGACCACUGACAAAGCGCGAUAAGCGCGAAACGGCAUUAGCAUCGGAAAUGCAUCGCUACAAAAUGCCGGCCCUAAUGUGGUAUAUACUUCUGGCGACAGUAUCCAAUUUUCCUCUUGUGACACUAUGCUCUAUCUCAGAAAAUAAUACACAGAAGUGUCUCGACAAUUAUUUUUCUAAGUCAUGACUUGUGAUAUAUAUAGGCAAUAGGAAAAUCUUUAUGAAGCUUCAUAUGUUUAUGCAACGUUACUGCAAUGUAUGUUUGAAUGUAUGUUUUUGAAUCUUGUGCAAGGCACUCUUUUUAAAACUGCAAACUUCACUACAGUUCGUUAAGUCAGAAACGAGUUUCCACUUGCUCAUGCUGUUUUCAUAUGUGCUCGUUCGAUUUUCAACACUGCCAUUUGGUGUACAAUAGGACUGCUACUCUACGCGUAGUCACGAAAUAUAUCCAUGCAAAGCCUAGUGCAGCUUUUCUGGUUAUUUUCUUGUAUUCCCUGCUGCAAGCAGCUCUUAUGGAGGCAAGGAAUUGUGGGUUGAAAUCAUUCGUUGAGUCAACCAUAAGUGCAACACUGACUCUUGUGUUUAUAAACACUCUUGUCAAUUGAAGCUCCUCUGCAUCUCUGCUUCAGUAAUGCUCCGUGUAGGGUAGCAAACUGGACUUGCGUCUUGUUGACCUCCCUAACUUCCUUCUUUUCCUCCUCCUCCUCCUCCAUAAUGCUCCUUGGUGAACCGUUAGCUCCAUUUCAUUAUCAUGCAUCUCUAACAUGUGCACUUGAAAGCACUAGUUCUGAGAGGUGUUGCUUGAGCAGCACGUACGAGGAAUUACGAAGUACUACCAAGCAUCAUUAUUUAAGGGAGGAAAACCUUGUCGAGGCCUAUGAUUAGUCAUAAUUUGGUGCACAAGGGAGCCCUCACCCAUCAGAGAUAUUGCCAAGCUGAACCAUGGCAACAUGACAUAAGUUUGCUGGUAUGAAUGAUUUUCUCUUAUAUUUUUCUAUGAGAAAAGAGGCAAGCCUCCACGAGUUGUACAAGGGAUCAUAUUAAAAAAAGCUAUAUUUACAUGUGCAACGUACGUGCUGGAGCCGUUAUCACUUAUGGGUGAAUUCAGAGCAUUGUGGCAUUGGAGAGCUUGAUUACCUGAGCUGCAUAAGUUUAUUUUUAGUUGCAGUGUUAAAGUGUCGGGUGCAGGAGGUGCCAAAUGCGUCAACGAUUUGUCAAAUGAAACAGGUUUUGUUUCUCACUGAACUUUUAUUUUGCUUUAUUGUGUAUUAUUUUUGCAGCUGUAUCUUUUUUUGUGUUGCUGUGGUCAUGUUGCCGCUGGUUACGAAGAGUCUAGCUACUUAAGAUCUGGGUUCUUGUCUUAAUGCAACGUUUCCUAUGUCUCACGUUUUUUGUUGACUGAUGUAUGGCAUUUCAUCUCACCUGUGUCGUAAGGCAUGGACAAGCCUUUGUAGUGCUGUUUUUACAAAGCAGUAAAGUAUGUUGCUGUUUUCCUCUGCAAAUGUUUCACAUCAUUGUGCUGCAUGACUUACACUAAUGAAGGGAAAGGCAGAUGGAAGAUGGAGGCCUGAAGAGUGGGGGGAAGAGUGAAGAAGGGAAGCCUCAGCCAGCCAAGAUUUUUAACAAGUGGAGCCAGAGGACACCCACUGGUGUUAACUCACUGCUGAUUAGUGAUACUACUAGCCUCCCGAAGCUCACCAUUUGCUCUCCGUUAAGUCUAACUUGGUGAUACCUUUGCUGUAGUGGUGGGAAAAUAUUUGAACCUAUGAAUACGAAUCUCAUGUGACACACUUAACUAUUCGUAUUUGAAAAUAACCAUUCAGUAUUCUUGAAUGUA
Messenger RNA from Dermacentor silvarum, 8499 nucleotides. RefSeq lists its product as uncharacterized. The record is from RefSeq and is a predicted model, not a curated record. Gene Ontology annotation, molecular function: RNA-directed RNA polymerase activity. Gene Ontology annotation, cellular component: nuclear RNA-directed RNA polymerase complex. The coding region runs from base 196 to 4461 and encodes 1421 amino acids. The transcript is spliced from 13 exons. Lineage: Eukaryota; Metazoa; Arthropoda; Arachnida; Ixodida; Ixodidae. Gene Ontology annotation, biological process: siRNA processing.